AAGAUCUGACUUUACAUUUUAAAAAUGCACACAAAUGUUAGUGCAGAUCGUGGUGGAUCAUGGAGAUUACCACCAGAUGAAACAUUGCAGGUGCAAGACCCGAAGCAGAAAGAUCAAGACAUUGAUCUCGAUGAAGGACAUAACUGGCGAAGUAUAAUCUUUUCAUUGCUCGUGAUUAGUUUUGUAAUAGCUGGUAUUAUUACUGCAAUAUAUUUAUUGGGAUAUGUGGAUGAGCUUUUAUAUUGGUCAGGCCGCAGAAUGAUUUUAGAUGAAUACUUACAAGGAGAAUUGACACCAACUAGAUUACAGCCGUCAUGGGUAACACCUCAAAAGUAUGUAUUUCAAGCUGACGACGGAGGGCUUGCCAUUUUGGAUACAGCAACGAACUUAAUAAACAUCUUAGUAACAAAUCACACUCUUCGUCAAUUGAAUGUACGUGGAUAUCAGUGCUCACAUGACCUUAAAUAUGUGUUAUUUAAGCAUAAUGUAAAGAAAACUUUUCAGAAGUCGUUUACUGCAUUUUACACAAUUUAUGAUGUAGAAAAUGAUCACCAUAUGCCUGUCAAAUUAAAAGGCUCAUUGAAGGUGCAAAGAACGCGACUUCAAUAUGCAGCAUGGCUCGGUAACACGACUACAAUAAUAUUUGUAGCAGACAAUGAUAUAUUCUUACGACAAUCGCCUUUAACUGAAGAGGACAUUAGGAUAACGACUUCAGGAUGUGAAAAUAAUAUCUAUAAUGGUGUUCCUGAUUGGCUUUACCAAGAGGAAAUAUUUACAAUUCCGGAAGCGAUUUGGUCGUCCGCUGAUGGAACCCACUUCAUGUUUGCUGUAUUUAAUGACACACAAGUUGGAAUGAUGACGUAUCCGUGGUUAUCGUCUGGAGCCUUGUUUGCUGGAUCCGGCAUGUCCUCAGGCAGUUACUUUCCAGAAACCAAAAAUGUUAGGUAUCCAACGCCAGGCACUGUCAAUCCAGAAGUUCAGUUAUGGGUGGUCGACAUUACCAACUUUGGUUCCAUAGAAAAGGUUGAAUUGAGACCCCCUCAAUCUCUUAAUGGACAGGACUAUUACCUAACGUCAGCGGGCUGGGUAUCUGAUAGCAAUCGCCAGGUAUCUGUGGUCUACAUGGGACGAUCUCAAAACUAUAGUGUGAUCACUACAUGUUCUAAACUACAAAAUUGGAGUUGUUCAGAAAUUCACUCCGAACGUGCUCCCGAAGAUGAAUGGUUAGAUAUAUUUCCUCACCCGAUUUUUUCGUCGGAUGGCAACAGCUUUUUACUACUCGCGAGUAUUCAAGAGUCUGGGCAUGAUCAUUUUACGCAUAUAAAACACAUAACAAUAUCGCAGCAAAGAAUUUCUGUUAUCUCUCAUGGUAGAUAUGAGGUAAUAAAAAUACUGUGUUGGGAUACGAUAAAUCAUAUAGUAUACUAUUUGGCUACUCAAGAUAAGAAGCCGGGUCAAAGACAUUUGUAUACUGUUAAAGAUCCAAUACAUGAUGAUACAAGAAAAACCGAGCCACAAUGUAUUACUUGUGAUUUAGGCGAGGCCCUCUGGAGCAGUCGGUAUUACUAUAUAAACUGUUCACAUUUUGACGCCUUUAUUACUCCGUCACUAGGCGUGGCAACAAGCUAUGGAAUUGAGUUCUACAUCUUGGAAUGCCAAGGUCCUGGACUGCCAGUAUCGGGAGUUCACAUGCAUAAGACUCACAGUUUAGUCAAAAUUUUAUAUGACACGCGGCCAUUUUAUACAGAGAAACUCCAAAAACUCGCGUUACCAAUCCAGCGAUCAUUUGAAAUCCCCUUGCCACAUGGAAGCCGAGCUCAGGUUCAAUUGCUGCUGCCACCCAGCUGGAGAGAAGAGCUACGGGACGCUGCGUUUCCUGUUGUUGUCGAAGUAAAUGGUCGACCCGGCUCAGUAUCAGUUUCCGAAAAGUUUAGAAUAGAUUGGGGAACAUAUAUGUCUUCGAGAAAUGAUGUUAUUUAUGUCCGCCUAGAUGUUAGAGGCGCAAAAGGGCAAAGCAAAAAAUCGCUGUAUCGUCAUUUGGGAGGAGUCGAAGUGGUAGAUCAGAUCUCUGUCCUAAGAUACCUGCUAGAUACCAUUAGUUUCCUAGAUGAAACCCGAGUUGGUAUAUGGGGCUGGGGCUAUGGGGGCUAUGUUACCUCAAUGGUUCUUGGCACGCAGCAGGAUGUGUUUAAGUGUGGAGUUUCGGUAUCCCCUAUUGCAGAUUGGCUUUAUUACAAUUCGGCGUUUACCGAGCGUGUUCUGGGACUGCCUGCUGAAAACUAUAAAGGAUACGUUGAAGCCGAUGCAACGCAGCGUGCUCGUCUCAUAAAAUCAAACUCUUUUUUUUUGAUUCACGGCUUGGCCGACUCAACCGCUCCAUAUGUGCAUGGAGUGCAGCUAGCUAAAUCAUUAACAGACGCAAAUAUUCUGUAUCGGUACCAGACUUAUGCUGAUGAAGGUCACGACUUAAAUGGAGUACUUGAGCAUGUAUAUUCAUCGAUGGAGCAUUAUUUUGCAGAGUGUUUAAGCUUGGAUCCGGAUGACACAAAACCUGACAUAGAUCAAAAUAUGGUUCCAGCCGAGUAAAAAGUAAUAAUAGAAUAUGUAAAUAAAUUAGUAUUAACGAUUCACGGACUCAUAGCUAAGGAAUAGAAAACUUUGAAGGUCGUGACAAUAUUGAAUUUAAUCGGAAACGAAAAUUUUGCUUUAGUCCGUCUAAAACAUCUCAAUAGAUAUUUAUACAUAUAUUCAAUUAACGGCUUUUUGGUUCUUCCAUUAUACCAUGUAAAACAAGGAUGAGCCCAGAGAUUUAGAUAUUAAUAUAUUUUAUUGGUAUGUUUUAGGAAACGUUAUCUUUGGACAUGUUUGUAAAACUUUAACUUUACUUUUGUAACCUUUAUAUUGUUCUUUACACAAAGUACUCCUACAUUAAUAGCGCGGUUCAACUAAGAAGAUAUUCUCAAAAAAUACCAACU
This is a messenger RNA of Drosophila persimilis, 2975 nucleotides long. RefSeq names its product inactive dipeptidyl peptidase 10. Gene Ontology annotation, biological process: proteolysis. Bases 25 to 2586 code for a protein of 853 amino acids. Gene Ontology annotation, molecular function: dipeptidyl-peptidase activity; serine-type peptidase activity. Lineage: Eukaryota; Metazoa; Arthropoda; Insecta; Diptera; Drosophilidae. The transcript has 12 exons. The record is from RefSeq and is a predicted model, not a curated record.